Messenger RNA from Exophiala oligosperma, 2768 nucleotides. RefSeq lists its product as uncharacterized. NCBI's taxonomy places the organism in Eukaryota, Fungi, Ascomycota, Eurotiomycetes, Chaetothyriales, Herpotrichiellaceae. Bases 142 to 672 code for a protein of 176 amino acids. The record is from RefSeq and is a predicted model, not a curated record. The transcript is spliced from 3 exons.
CGAGUUCAAUCCUUUCCAACAUCCAUACUUCCAUCAUUGGCCUUGUUCAUGGCCUAUUAUUACCUUCAGUAAAGAUCCAUUCGUUCUCUCAACCUACUGAAAAAGUUGAAGCUAUCAGAAUUCUAUCAUUGCUUGUCCGCAAUGGCCGCAACCUCAACUACACCCAAUUCUUCUGGGGAAGCCUGGCACAUUCUCUACAACCCGUUUAGCACCACCAUCAACGUAGACGAAGAGAACCCAUCAGGUCCUUUGCAACUAUUCUUUCUCCGUCCACUCUGGGCUCCAUUGUUAUUUUCGAACAUUUCCUCUGACGCACGCGAUCACUGUGCGAAUGAGCGAACAUUCUUAUCAUGGCUUCGUCUUUCAGUCUACCUGGCUGUAGUUGCUGUUGCCAUAUUUGUCAAUUUCCACCUCAAGCACCAGCCUAGUGGGCUCGAAGAGAGACUUUCGCAUCCCUUGGGCAUCAUCUUCUGGGUUCUCUCGCUUGCUUGUCUAGCUAGUGGGAUGGCCAAUUACAUGCGGACUGUGACCAAGUAUGCAGGUAGACGUGCCUUGGUGCAGUCUGGAAUCAAAACCCAAGUGAUCUUUGGGGUUGUCGCGUCUGCCAUUAUUGCCGCCUGUGGUUUGUUUUUGGGGGCGGAAGCUCAAGCUUCGAAACUUGGGAGUAAUUGAUUGGCAAGUUUGCUAUCCGUGGCUCUAUGGCCUGUUCAUCAGCACAACGAUGCUCAUGCAUUCUAGCAGUGAGAUUGUUCAAGCACAGCCAACAUUAAUAUCGAUUCAGAUCAGGCCGUCAAUCUAGGAAUGGUCUUAUUCAUAUCUAUAACAGCUGACAUUUUGUUCAACAAAGACUCAUCAUGCCGACCGUCGCUCCUGCGAGAACUUUCACGGGCCAGGAUACCUUCGAGGUGACGACGGAUAAGACACGCUCACACUUUCUGAUUCAGUCCCUACUUCCGCGUCUUUCCACUUUUCGGUCCUCACACCUGCGCUGCUGUGCACAGACUGUGGCUCCGGUUGCAUUAUACCCAUAUACAUUCCGUCUCGAUCAUACUCUCCCUGAACACGACUUCUCGCAGGCACAGCGUCUCGUCUCACUGGAUCAUGCAACAACCGAGGAAACAACUUGUCGACGAUAGGUUUUAAUGUCGGCAGACAAGCGCAGAUGAUUCCCACGUUGAUCUCGAGGCACGACCAUGCUGCGACAUCUGGAUAGAAAUGAGUCGUGUCAUUCUCGGCGUGUUCAACACCCAGAUUGAGAGCCCGGAUACGCAAGCCCGAAGCUAGGCAGGUACUGUUUUCAUCACAGUCUUGUUAGCGUUCUGGUCUUCCACCUUUGUUGCAGGAAUUCGACUACUGUUGCAUAUGGUGGCGUUGGUAUACUUACAAAAUACCCAAUGCAAAGACCACGAUCAGCCAAUACUUCUGACGCUUUGGCAGAUGCAACCGCUUGAUCAGCGGUAUGGGCAGAAUCCAGAUGAUGAUAGCAGUGAGCGUGUUGAAGCCGGCUGAAGUGUACCAGAAAACAUUAUACUUGAUACAGCGAGUCGGCGGAGAGAGAGGGUCCCAGAUAUACCUUGUUGGCACGCAUUGCAAUGCCAAAGCCAAUGUCGAAGCGACGCCGAAAAGUGUAACGAUGACAAUCAGCGUCGUUGUAAUGCGAAGAAGCCAUCGACCGACGAAGAAGUUGCGGUACUGAAAGAGGAAAACGUUCUGAGUGAGCAUCAUACCUAUGCUGUAAACUAUGGUGCUUCCCCAAAGAGCCUAUCGGGUUCGUUUCGUGUCAGCUCAAUACAAGGUGCUUUGAACUUGGUUGUUGUCGAUAUCGAAAGUCCGGCCACCAUAUACAGACACCUACCUUGAGGAAAUUAUAUAUUUCAUGGAUCGAGAGUUCGUUCAUGUGCUGGCCGAGGCCAUUGUAUCCUUCUGCAAAAUCUGUCAAUUCCGACGACUCGAGCCACGGCCCACAGGAGAGAGAAAGUGAAGCCGUACGAAACACGAUGAGCGUCGUCAACGCUAUCGAGGCCAAGAUGGACAACGUGAGCAACACGUCAUCGAUCAAGAGCGUCUUGACGAUGAAGGCCCUAGUAUAAAAGCGCACGCCUCCAAAGAGGACCGAGAGCACUGUAAAGGUCAGAGAACAGACCAGCGCCCCGGUGGCAUGCAUUUUGUGUCUGCACGGAUACGAGACAAAAUGUCGUGGUCGGUCAAGGAGGGUAGUUGGAUGGAAGUUGGAAGUGUUGUUGUCAAAGGAGUUGCUGGAAUCAGAUCCAUGCCUUUUGGUUCGUGAGGAUAGAUAUCGACAAUGUUUCUCUCAAACGACCGCUUUCGAACGGUGCCCAAACAAAGAAGCAACAAGUGAAGGCGAACGGCGAGCGUGGAGUCACCCCUGCCCGAGAAUCAUCCCCCGUCAAGUGAAUGUGGUGGUGAGCGGAGGGGGUGGCGGUGGGUGAGAACGUCUUCCAACGGAGCAAAGGUGAAAGGGUCGAGAAUAGACGGUAUUGAGUGUGGGAUAUUGAUGGUCGUCGUCGGGAUAGGCAUGGAAUCAUGACAUGAACUAGUGGUGUGCCUUGAGUGAUGUCUAAAUGUGUUCUACAAAAACAACAAAACCUCUCCUCAGGCAGGACCAAUGAUGGCAAUGUCUAAUGUCUACUAGAUCCGGGCAGUCACCGUACAGUAUUUUUGAAAUUCGCAUAGUGCUGUUUGGGAUGGGAUGUUUGACUUAUUGGUGGCGUCGAUGGUGACCGAGUUAAAAAGGCAGUGCUCGCGAC